Molecule: messenger RNA, 8889 nt
Organism: Manduca sexta (tobacco hornworm)
Lineage: Eukaryota; Metazoa; Arthropoda; Insecta; Lepidoptera; Sphingidae
Product: nuclear pore complex protein Nup153
Exons: 7
Coding region: 335-4804 (1489 amino acids)
Biological process (GO): RNA export from nucleus; protein import into nucleus
Cellular component (GO): nuclear pore
Molecular function (GO): structural constituent of nuclear pore
Source: RefSeq, a predicted model, not a curated record
CGUAAUUUUUUUGCUAAUAGCAACAUUGUACGUUUUGAAGCAGUUACGACAAACUGUAAUUUGCUAAAAUUCCUAACUUAUGUGCUGAUUUAAUUAUUGCAUUGAUUCAAAUUAUUAAAAUUUUAUCAAGUGACAUGUAAUCCCUUGCAAUAUUAAGUGUACUGUUCAUCCUUACUCUCGUUACGGGACCUCCCUCCAAGCGUUACUCUGACACUUUUCAGAGACGCCAUGUUUGUCACGUUUUUGCCAGUGGUGAAUAUAUUUAGGGAAAACUUCAAUUUCUAUUAACUUCGCAACAUAUAUUUAUCAUCCAGUGAAAUAUAUUACAUCCACAAUGAAUACAGUUUUCUCAAGAAACAAGGAAAAGCGGCCCCGGUCAUCCACAAGCGAAUCGAACAAUUCAUUUGUGAAGAAUGUAACAUCAAGAGUGUCAGGUUUGUUGCCAGCCACUAUCACAAAAUGGUUCAGUAGCCCCAGCUCCUCCAAUGCCAAUGGUUCAGCUCCAGCUGCAGAUAUCACAGACUCAUCCACUGAAGACGAAGCUACAGAAAGUCCAGUCUCAUCACAACCACCAGCUAAGCGUAUGCGCUAUAGCACACCAGGAAAACUUAAUCGCUUUGGUUCUACAGAUGGAAAUUCUAUCCCCAGAAGUGUGGAGUCUAAAGAAACCCCCAACCUACCUUACAAUACUGUGCAAUCGCCACCAGGAAGGAACACAUUUAGACGUGAAACUAACUUUGUGUCUACUCCAAUACGGGUGAAUGAAGAGUCCGUAGUUGAGAAGAGUGACAAGGACGCUCCACUUUUCAAGACUCAACACACCAUUUCUGUUAUUGGACCAACAGUAGCAACAAAAAGAAAAUCACUUUUUGAGGCAUUGAGUACUAGUGACUCUCUAAAGGCAAAACCCUCAUUAAAUACAUCGAGAGAUUCAAACCAACCAAGCUUUAAACCUGCUUUAUUAGGCUCACCAUUUUACCAUGGUCGAACUAUGUACGGUGGUGCUGCUUCGUCAUACAUAAAUCAACCAAAUAUUAAGCAACGAAAGGUAGCCUAUGUCAAUGAGUCAAACACCAGUGACACUGCUACUAUGAGUCAUUCCACAAGGAGGAUCAUGGACUUGUUAGAAAAUUAUUCCUCACCAUUGACAGAGGCAAAAAGGAUACCAAAAUAUGUCAGAACACCAAGAAACGAGAGUGUGACUGUUAAUCCAGAAAAUUCACAAAAUAAUACAAAUAACUCAUACAAAAUGCAAGAACUACAUAUACCUGGUAUUGCAUCAAUUUUGCGAAUGAAGCAAAAAUCUCGCCUUAUGGAUACAACCAGUGCUGCAAGACAGCUUAUAGCUUCAUACAGCAGUGCCACUGAAUACAAUCCCUAUCCUUCAUCACCCAACAAUAUACGAAAGGAGAAUACUAGCAAAGAUACAAAUAGCAAUUUAACUACAAAAGUAAAGGCAAGGGUGACUAGACAAUUAAGAGGAGACAAUGUUAAUGAAUCACCACCACCACCAGUUCAGCUGCCAAAUGUUGUGUUACAAAUUGACAACUUGCCUAAAUUUACAUUGGACAAACCUUUAACACCAGCUUUCACAGUUGCUGAUAGCAGUACUGUUACUACAACUACCCCUUCAAAGAUGACUGCAACCACCACAGUCAUAUCAUCUGUAUUCUCAAUACCCUAUUACAUAACAAUGAGUCCUACAAGCACAAUUUCAAGUAAGCCUGGAAUUACCUGUAAUAAUAGACCAUUCAUAUUUUCUCUUCCUGUAAAAGUAUCUUCUGAAACAGCAGAGAAUUGCGAGACUCCCCCUAGAUUUUCAUUUGGCUACCCUGAUCACAGCAUAGACAGGCCAAAUGUAGAUGAUAAGAAACUUGAUUCUUCUGUUGUUGUAGGUUCUGUGAAAGAAACUGCAAAAUCAGUGGACAACCCAAAAGAUUGGAAAUGUUCGGAAUGUUGUAUAUCAAAUAAACCGAAUACUGACACAUGUGUAUGCUGUGGUAAUAAAAAAGAGAAAUCGCCUGUUGAGAAACAGGAAAAAUGUGUCAUUUGCAAACUAGCCAACAGUCAGCCACAUGUAAAUAAAUGUGUCAACUGUGACAAAGCACAAUCAAAAGUUUCAGACUACAAGCCUAUGAAACCUGCUAGUACAUCACAGUGGAAAUGUAGCGAGUGUUGGGUCGGUAACGAUAAUCAAGCGAUAAAGUGUGUGUGUUGUGGGGCAAACAAAAUAGACACAUCUGCAAAUACUGUUGCUACAAAAUCUGAAACCAGUGAUGAUAUUUGGAAAUGUUUUAUUUGUUGGAUCACAAACAAGAAUAAUGAGGAUAAUUGUACAUGUUGUGGCACCAGCCGUAAUUUUGCUAGUUUUAGUAAAUCUCCUAAAUGUUCUGUGUGUAAACUGGCUGACCGACAACCAAAUAAUAAUAAAUGUGUGAAUUGCGAGAAGAUUCAACCAAAUAUGACAGGUAAGUCUGGACCUUCAGACAAAUCACAAUGGAAAUGUCAGGAAUGUUGGGUUAGCAAUGAAGAAAGUGCAGAGAAAUGUGUGUGCUGUGGGGCAAAUAAUCCUAAGAAAGUUGCCACUGAUGCCACAAAAGAGAAAAGCACACCCCCAAUCAGCUUCAAUAAUAAUAGUAAUGGUGAUUGGAAAUGUGAUGAAUGUUGGAUCACAAACAAAGGGAGCACUGAUAAAUGUGAUGCUUGUGGUGGUCCCAAACCAGGUACCAAACCUAGCAGUUCUGCACAAGGAUUUCGUCUGAUUGCACCUUCCCCAUUAAAACCAUCAGAUGAUGUAUUUAAAAAUAUUGCUAAGUCGCAGAAGGGUAGUAAGUGGGAAUGUUCUAGUUGUUUAGUCAAGAAUGAUGAUGAUAAAACAAUAUGUGUCUGUUGCGGCGCAGAUAGAGAAUAUAAGAUGCAGGGUGUUGGAAUAAAAUCAUUCAAUUUUGGACAAAAUACUACUAAUACAUUUAAAUUUGGUAUAAAUGCCAACUUUCAAAAUACUAAUGCAACUAAAAUGGAGCAUACUACUAUUGCAGAAGAUGUAGUAGUUGUUGAAUGUGAAACAAAUAAUAAUGUUUUGGAUAAAACUCCUACAUUCACAUUUACUUUACCAGCAAAAAAGUCGGAUGAUUCUACAAAAGUUACCAAAGAAAAUAAAAUUGAAGCCCCAAAAAUUAACUUUAAUUUUGGAAUACCAAAACAAACUAAUGAACUUGCUGCAACAAAUAAACCAUCCGAACCUAAUAAAGCUUUAGAAGAUAAAAAGGUUGUACAAGAGGUGUCCAAAGUUGAGCCAAUUUCAAGUGUGCCAACUCCAGCCGCAACUGCAGCAAAACCAUUACCAACAUUAUUCACACCACCGACUUCCAGCACAGCAACGCCGUCUCCAGUCGUUUUAGCUUUACUGGGUUCAGAUAAAGAUGUUUUAUCGAGCCCAAAUACGACGCAAGCUGUUGCAGCUACUGCCCAAGUAACACAGGCUGAAAAUAAAUUUGGAUUCUCAGUUGGGGGAUUGAAACCGAGUAUGAAUAUAUUUAACGCUCCGGCUUCUACCACUAGUUCCGCCGUUGCUGCUAGUACGCCAUCAUUAUUUACGUCGCCUGUGCGGACUACAGCUAGCGCCACGACAACAAUGCCGACGAUGUCUCUUUUCCAAAAACCUGAGAGUAGUACUACAUCCACAGUAACAAUGUUUUCGAAUAAGGACCCUGUUACAACUACAACAAUAUCAUUGUUUCAAAAGAGUGAGACUGUAGCUAGUAAUGCUGGUACCGCUUCUUUCUUUAGUUUCGGUACUAAUACUCAAACAACUACACAGCCAGCUGCUGAGAAGCCUAAAUUCAGCUUUACUUUUGGAGGUAAUAAAACUGAGACACCUACAGUUUUUAAGCCUUCAUUUGGAUCUUUAAGUGAUAGUAGCAGUGGCACAAACAAAUUUGCCUUGCCUGCUCCGAAUUUGUUAAGUGGCGGCAAUGGAUUGUCUGGGAGUCCUAUGGGUGGUCCAAAUGGCUUAUCAACAGGGAAUGCCCUCACUGGGAAUGUUCCUUCACCUGGUAAUAUGAUAGGUGCCACUAAUGAAUUGUCGGCAAAUCCAUUAUCUGGAGCAAGUGGUUUGCAAAGUACCAGCGCCAUGUCGCGGAAUAUAUUCGGUGCGCCAGUAGUAAAAGAAAACAUGUGGCCAUCUAAUAAUAACAACAACAACAACAAUAACAGUGCUUCUACUAACAUAUUUGUUUCAAACACGGGCGGUCCAAGCAUGCUUCAGAAGCCCGCAACAUUCACUUUUGGGUCGUCAUCGCCGUUCAAUACCAAUAAUUCAACCCCCACGUUUGGAGCCAAUCCACAGCCAGUACAGAAUAUAUUUGGAAUUUCAAAUCAGAACAACGCCCCCCAGCCUUCGCUAUUUGCCACACCAACGCCAAGCCAGGCGGCACCGACAGUAUUCGGUUCCCCAGCUCAGCCCAGUAACCCUGCUCCUGCAAUGGGCAUCUUCGGAACUCCCAAUGCUGCCGCCACACCAACUUUCGGCGUGCUCAACCAGCAAAUACCAUCAUUCGAGACUCCAUCACUGACGCCUACACCUGGAACUGCGUUUAAUUUUGGUUCUCCUCAACCGUCAGCGGUGUUUGGAUUUGGGCAGCAGCAGCAGCAACAGCAACAGCCGCAACAGCCGCAGCAAAGCGGCGUGUACAAUUUUGGCGCGACGGGCGCCGCGCCGCAGGUGCAGUUCAACAUGGGCAGCUCACCCAACCCGGCGCAGCGGCGCGUCAGGAAGGCUGUCCGCAGGAAUCCGCCGCGAUGAAACAAGGCCCCUGGCACGCGCAAAUUUCAAUGGACUUAAUACCGCGCCCCGUAAGUGUCCUACUAAUAGUUUAACUGACAUGUAUGUUAUGUAAACCGGUAAGGAUGCACAUAUGAAUACGUGCACUUGUUUGCAGGAGCAAGUGCAUCCUUUAUGGUGGCUAUUGUUUAGUGAAUAACUUUGUAGGCAUAUUCAAUCAUACUCUUGAUUAUAUUUCGAGUGGUAGUUUAGCGUGCAUUAUUUUAAAUAUUAUAUUUUCCUAUUUAUACACUACUAGGGCUUUUUUACACUAUUAAUUAUAUAAUUUAUUGAAAAUAAUACACGCUUAAACAUUUAAAUUAUUUUGGAUGUGAUCAUAUUCAUGGAAAUUCCUUGUGAUUGUAACAUAUUUUUUUACCUAGGCAUAUGCAGUAAUUGUUUAUAUGUCAAUGUUUUUUUUAUUAGUCGCCUACUUUAUCAUACCUAUUAUAUUGUUAUUAUAAAAUGUUAUCCAAUAAUCUUAGACUAUUUUUUCACUACAAAUUAUAAAAUCAGUUAAAAAUUAUUAAAAUUAUGUCUAAAAUAUUAGUUCCAUUAAGAACUUGUUUGAUGCAAUGUUUAUACCUUAAUAUAGAGCAAUAUCAAGUUGUGUUAGUGAUUUCUGAACUAUAAUGCCUUUUAGAACUCGGCGGUUAUAUUUAUCUAUAGACUUAUCCUUGCUGCCUUCAGGUAUUGUCCUGAUAAGAUUACUUCAUAUAAAUGUAUGUAUGUAGUCGAUGCAAGCACAGUGUAGGAAUAACCAUAGCAUCUUAGGUGUUAGGUGUUCUUAGGCUAUAAAGAAAUAAACAAGUCUUUAAAAUAUAUCUAGAAAUACAGGUUCCUGCAAAUAUAAAUUUGUAGUGGGAAUAUGAGCAACUGUUGCACAAAUUAGAGAAUCGUUUCUUUUUGUUAUUAAUAUUUAUUAUAUAUAUGCUCUUGUGAAAUCGCAAAAUAUCUGAAUAUAUGCGACAUAGACGGUCAUAUCUUUUAAUCGCGUUGACUUUAAUUUUUCAUAGUUAAAAGGGACCUUAGACUGAAGUAUUUUAUAUAAAUUUCAACUUGGUACCUGUACGCGUUACUGAAAUAUGGGUCUGGACACAAGUCGGGAGAGAAACAAAUGGGUAGACAGACGGACAACAAAGUGAACAUAUAAGAAUUCCUUUUGAGGUACGGGAACCCUCAAAACUAGUAAAACAAUUCGGUAUGUUUCUCAUGUUUGACCUUAAAAAAUAUAACAAAUGUAGCACAACUUCUCUUACUCCCGCAUAAGCAAAAGUAUUUGAGGUUUAAAUAAUCUGUAACUGAACUAUACUAACAAUAAGUCAACUAAUAUUGUUUAUGCGAAUGAUUAUGAAAAUGUUUGGAUGUUUUUUAAAAGGAAACGUAAAAAUUGCGAAACGUAUUUGGAUGAAAUUUGGCACAUGGAUCAUAUAGGCUACUAUUUAUCCCAGUAACAUAAUCCCGUAAGAAAUAUUACAUUUUUUUAUCAUAUUUUUCAAACAACAGUCGCAGGCGUCGUACAGAGUGGCGCACUGCUCGAUACAGUGAUUUAGGGCCUUUGUAGCGAGGGAAACUUUUGCCGCGAGUAAUAAUCUAAUUAUUUCUUAUAUUUGCAGUUAUUAUUUAUCUACACACUUGAUAACAUUGCCGAAUUUUAUAACUUUAUGAAGAAAAUGCCACCACCCUCCAGUUUAUGAUUGUAUUCAAAUGUUGUUUUUAACAAUCGUAUGAGCUAUCCCAAAGAAAUUAAUACCAUGUAGAUAUUGCGCAGUUCUCAUGUUUAUUUGUAAGGCCUAGCCGUUAGAAAUAUCAAUGGAUCUCGAUCUGGAAUGCGCAAACUGUAAGUUCCGGUUAUAAUUAAUUAUUCCCGAUGUCGAUAUAUUUUUUUCGUUGUGUCAUCAUAAGUCUAUGGAUAUUCCCGACAGAAUGACAGACUGAAUUUGAUUCGUAGGUGUGUGGUAUACACAGCACUGUAAUGUGAUUUUUAUUGAAGUAUGUUUUUUUUCUGUUUAAAUGCUUAUGAUUAAACUCGUUAUUUGCCGAUUAGGUCUAAUACCAUUUUGUUAGAUGAUCAUUCCGUUGCCACUUGUAGGAACUAAACUGAAAAAGGAAGCUGGUCUUUCCAAAAAUAUAAACAGCAUAUUUUUCAUAGUGAAUAUUUAUUUUAAACUAUGUACUUAUAUUUGAACUGUCAUGAAUUGUGGUCGAAGUUUGGCAUAGACGCGGUAUAAUUGAGGAUUUCUAGUCCUCAAUCGUUGCCUAUUUUUUUUUUGUGCGAAAUAACCGAUUGUCGAGUUUUAAAAGCAUGUUUCGUAUUAUUUUAGUUGCCGUAACCAAGUUUGUAUUUGUUUAGUAUGAAUAAGUUUUUAUACGACUAGUUGUAUUAUUACGGAGGUAAGAUGUCGCUUUCAAUAGUAGUUAUAUUAUAGGAACACUUGAUUAGAAACACUAUACGAUUGCUUGGUAAUGAAAUUAUAAUUUGACACAGUAUAAUAUUAUAAACAUAAUUAAGUAUGUAGUCAUAUACCAAGUCACAUUUACUGAGAGAAUAUAUUCGUUUAAUAGGCAUAAAUUAAUGUCAGAUUAAAUGUUUAGUAAUAUUAUGCCAUCAGCUUCAGGAGUUCUCCGAAUUUUGGUGUAUUUUAAAAAAAAUUAUUAAUUUUUUGGCGUUUAAAUAUGCAGCUUAUUUAUACUUUUAAUUUUUGUAAACUAUAGUAGUGUAUAAUUUGAUAUUGAUGUAUAAUAAUAUACUGUAAAUCACUAUACAAUAUAUUUGUUUUGUCCAAAACAUUAUUUAACAUUAAUAACUGGUAAUAGACCAAAUUAAGUUUAUAAUUAAGGGUUGUUGCUAAUGUGGCUUUAUUUGUGUGUAACUGCAGUUGUAUAUUUGUUUAAACUAAUGGAUAGGAAUUAUUAGAUGAAUUAAAUUAUUCUAUUCGAACAGUGUUAGAUGAAUGGAUGAAUGAUUUCUGGAAUCUUUGUUUAAUAAACAUGGUAAAAUAGUCUAAAUUACCAAAAAAUGAGGACAUAUUGAUGUUACAUUUAUUUCCAACCAUAUUUGUUCAUUCAGACAUCGCUGGCUCACUAUAACAGGGUUAUACUAGGUUACAUUGUUAUAUUUUUUGACACAAAUUGAAUUAUAUGUAUUAAAUUAUUCUAUAUCAUUUUCAGUAAAAAAAUAAUCAAUAAUCCCAAAAGAUGAAUAUUGGGGGGUUACAAUGAAUUCAAAUUUUUACCAACAUGACAAUUCUAAAUAACUUUUUUUUAUAUAAAUAACAUUAUUCCUUAUAAUGGUUAGCCAGUGAUACGUCAACUGUAUUUAUAAACCGUAGAGAGUAGCAACCCUAGCCGAUAGAUAUGUUGCCGACAAGUAUACUGUCGCGUCCAAGUUUAUAGUGUUUCCUAUGUCUGAUACGAUAUCAUUAACUAUCUACCUUAAAGUCGAUAUAGAGCUGAGGUAGAGUUUAUAUGGCUAUUGAUUCUAACCUUGUAAGCAUAAUUAUUAUUUAAGAGUAUAAUAAGCAUAGGUGUACGUGUUCAGUAAAGACCCUUCAACAGCUGUAUGCCGUGUAAUUCGACGUGGGUUUGCGAGCGUGUGGCAGCACGAGCGGAGAGUUUGAAUUUUGUUUGUAAGUAAUGAAUAAUAAUUGAUGAAUGUCGUAAUUGAAUAAUUUUAACUCCUUAAGCAAUGGAUAGGAAUUUUCGCUUUUCAAUUAGCAAUAUGAAUUCUGUAUAUAGUUUAAUAUUACACGCCGUGUUGUGUGGUCGCAUUUGGACUCUAGCAUUACUUAUGGUUUAUUUUUUUAUUAGUGAAACGCGAGAAGCGGACGGCUCCAAAUGCGUACUUCACAUAGUCAUUAUGUAAUGUAAAAAAUAUUGUAUUUAACUGUAUUAGCAGUGGACAUUACAAUAAACGAUUAAUUGAAUAUUGGGGAGCAAAUUUAAAAAAAUGUAUACACAAAAUGUGUCGUGAUAUUAUGUAAAAUGUUGAUAAUGGAUUGAAAUUAAUGAUCGUUGAAUUAUAAAAAUGGCUUUAGAUUUGUUCCUCAAUUAAAACGGCCAUGAAA